UAGCAGUUUUAAAUCUGGAUUCAUAGUAAGAGCUACAAUCAGUGACCAAGGUUCUGCCAAUGUUGCUGCUAUUAAGUCAUUAAUAUCAGAUUCUAAUGCUGAACUCCCACGUAGUAACAAAUAUACCAAUGACAUCUGUUAUAAAAUCGGCCCAAACCAACUGUACCAUAUCUAUGAUGUACCUCAUUUAUUGAAAUGUUUUCGCAAUAAUUUUCAGAAAAAACCUACUCAUUGGCAACCAAAGGGCAAAGUGGGAGUAUAUUGAGAGACUUUAUAAAGUGGAUGGUUUUGGUGGCAGAGCAAGAAGCACCAAACUUACUGAGAAGCACAUAAAUCCAACUUCAUAUGACAAAAUGAAGGUCAAAUUUGCAGCCCAAGUUUUUAGCCGGCAAGUGGCUACAUCACUAGAAAUCCAGAUGAAGUCUCUGCUAUCUCCAGGAUCAUGAUUACAUAAGUUUAAAUGAAGACAUUGGAAAUGGUUUGUUCACAGCAGAAAUUCUUCUUUUAUAAAUAAUUUGUUUGAUAGUUUAAAUGGUUUUGGUCAUUAUGGGAAUAAGUUAAAACAUGCUCUUUCAUAUAAUUCGGAGCACAUUGCAUUCUGGAAUGAUGCUGUGAAAAGCUAGCUUCAAUGCGCUUUGACGCUUCCAAUGAAAGGGAAAGGAAGCCUUUAUCACUGAAGCAUUUUGAACAUAAUAUAAAAACAAUAAAACAUUUGUGGUCAGAUCUGCUGAGAAUUGAUGGUGUUAAAUUUUUAAGUCUUAGACGUCUUAAUCAAGAUCCGAUAGAAAACUUUUUUGGUCAAAUAAGGGCACAUGGUAAUUUUAGUACAAAUCCUAAUUGUACUCAUUUUGUAUCGGCUUUUAAAACCUUGUUGAUUAACAACAUUACUACCGGUAAAUCUUUAUACACUAAUUGUUCUGAUGAUGAUGACAAAAUGUUGGGAACAUUAAAACAUUUAGUCAGCCACCAAAAAUAUGGUUCAUACACUGAUAGUCUUCAAUGUAAUGAAACUAACUUUAUAGAAAUUUCUAUACCUAACGAGAAUAUAUUCCAACAUAAGUCUGUACCAUAUAUUGCUGGUGCAGUUUGUCGUUUUUUGAUGUCCAAUUUGAACUGCAAAGAUUGUGAUAAUUGUACAAAAGCACUAUUAUCUCAGAGAGAGUCAUUUCACGAAUUAAUUAAUUUAAGAGAAUAUAGUUCCAAUGUAGAUAGGUUAUGUUAUCCUUCUAAUAAUUUUAGUCAAAUGGUCUGGCAGAGUAUUUACAUUAUUGACAAGAUGAUGCCAUUUCUUUGCAGUGUUUAUAUUUAUUCUGACUUAAUAAGUAAUUUAAUAAAAUAUAUUGACACUACUUGGUACAACUGUAAUAUUCACAAAACGGCUGUUAUUAAAGCUUUUUGGUCCUACAUAGUUAGAAUGCAAGUUAAGCAGUGGUGUAUUAAUUUUAAUAAUAGAAUGAAUAAUAUUGAUUCAAGGCCUAAAGAUAUAGAAAUGGAAACUCUAAUCCGUGAGAAAGUCACAAAAGGAUUGAGUUAUAGAUCACAAAGAAGGCGUAGUUCCUAAUCUCACUUAAUUAAAGUUCUUCAUAGUAUUUUGUCCACAAUUAUUACGAUUUUUGCAAAUGAAAUUGAUGUUUUUUAAAGUGUAUUACCCACAUUUU
Manduca sexta (tobacco hornworm) is the source of this 1658-nucleotide messenger RNA. RefSeq lists its product as uncharacterized. The record is from RefSeq and is a predicted model, not a curated record. NCBI's taxonomy places the organism in Eukaryota, Metazoa, Arthropoda, Insecta, Lepidoptera, Sphingidae. The transcript has 2 exons. Bases 629 to 1561 code for a protein of 310 amino acids.